GAAUCAUCUUAUGCCCUUUGAAACUUUGAACGUUUUCUCCCGUUAAAUUUCGUUAAAUUUCAGAAGUACUAAUUGCGAACUACUUUUAGGUAGGCGCAAUCAGAUUUAUCUACCUAAGUAAUUACUGCCAAGGAAUAUAUUCGUCCGAUUCGUUUACGGCUUGCUUUGACGUUUAGCGGACUUAAAAAUUGCCCCUCGCUAUAAUUUUGCAGAGGGUCCACGAUUUUAACCCCACCGUCAUCGUCCUGACCAUCCCAACUCGACGUAAAUCCUCAUUAUCUUCAACGAGGAUUUAACAGCAAUUCUACUUAGGUACCUUCUACGAAAAUAGCAUAACAGGAAUAUACAUUGCCUGCCUCAAAGUUACUAGUUCUUUUAUAUCCACACCACCGUCAGGAUGGCGCCCAAGAAGAAGGGAAAUAAGAAGGCGGCCGAUGAUUGGGAGGCAGAUCUAGGAGAGUCGAUCGCACCUACAAAUGGAGACGCCGACGCUGCCCCUGCUGGAGCGCCGGAGGAGAAUAAUGAAGAAGAAGAAGCACCUGUUAGUGGUCUCAUGGCCAUGAUGAAGAAGAACAGAGAAAAGAGAAAGAAGAAGGGAUUGUCUGAGAACUUCAUCGAUGGCGAAAAUGCUCCCGGCGCCGAACCCGCUCCCACAGCCAAAGCACCUGAAGAGGCGACUAUGGAUGAUGAAUUCGCACUACCGGAGAAGAAAGGGAAAGGUGGAAAGCAAAACAAGCAGCAACAGGCUAAAUCCGCAGCAGCUGAUGCAGGCGACGAGGAGACAGGAGAGGGCGGAAGAAUAUUGACUAAAGCCGAGAAGGAGAAGCUUAAAAAAGAGAGGGAGAAGGCAAGAAAGAGGGAACAGGCUUCCAAGAAAAAGACUACGACGCCCGCCCCUCCUCCGAAGGCUGCAGAGCCUGCGAAGCAAGCUGUAGAAGAGAAGAAAGAGGCGCCUGCACCGGCAGCUGAUGCUGGGGGGAAGAAAGGAGGAAAAAAGCUCCCGCCUCAUCUUUUAGCUCUCCAAAAACAGCAAGAGGAAUUAAAACGACAGCGAGAGGAAGCCGAGCGUGCUGCUACAGAAGAGAAAGCUCGAAUACAGGAGUUGGAACGAGAAGAAGUCGAAGCGAACAAGAGAAAAGAAGAAGAGAAGGCUCGCAAGAAGCAAAAAGAAAAGGAGAAGAUUGAGCAACUGAAGAAGGAAGGCAAAUUCCUUACUAAAGCACAAAGAGAAGAGAAGGCUCGAAAUGAGAGGAAACUUCAGCAGAUGAUUGCUGCCGGUAUCAAGGUUGGCCCCUCUGAAGAAGCUGGCGAGGGUAAGAAGAAGGUUGUAUAUGAUAGCAAAAAGCGCGGCAAGAAGGCAGACCAAAAGGUCGACGAAGAGAAAGCCUUAGCAGAAGCGGCUGAGAGGGCAAAACAGCAAGCUGAAGCUGCGGCUAAGGCAGCCGAAGAAAAAGCAGCUAAAGAGGCUGCCAAAGCCGAAGCUGCAGCUAAGGCCGCUAAAGAGGCCGAAGAGAGUGAUGUCGAAGAUGAUUGGGAGGCUGCCGCUGACAAUGUUAAAGAUAGCUGGGACGCCGACUCAGACGAGGAAGCUGAGGCUUCUGCCGUAAAAUCCGGACCAGGUAAAGAUCUACCAUCAAGACCUAAGCCCGGGUCAGACGAAUCAGAAUCGGAGGAGGAAUCCUCCGAGGAUGAAGAACGGACGGCAAGGCAGGCGGCAGAAGCUCAACGAAAGAAGGAGGCUGCCGAUCGACGUGAAAAGGCCCACCAAGCCGCCCUCGCCGCUAGAUCGAAAGAUAAUCUCCGUUCACCCAUUUGCUGUAUUUUGGGACACGUCGAUACGGGUAAGACAAAACUGCUGGACAAGAUCAGACAGACCAACGUCCAGGAAGGCGAAGCUGGUGGUAUUACGCAACAGAUUGGUGCAACGUAUUUCCCCGUCGAUGCCAUUAAGCAGAAGACAGCCGUUGUCAAUCCAGAUGGUCAAUUCGAGUUCAAGGUUCCAGGUCUUUUGAUCAUAGAUACACCCGGUCACGAGUCUUUCUCCAAUCUCCGAUCCAGAGGUUCGUCGCUCUGUAACAUCGCCAUCUUGGUCGUCGAUAUUAUGCAUGGCCUCGAGCCUCAGACUCUCGAGUCGAUGAAGUUACUCCGAGACCGCAAGACUCCUUUUAUUGUUGCCCUCAACAAAAUAGAUCGUCUAUACGGUUGGAAGAAGGUUGAUAAUAAUGGUUUCCAAGAGAGUUUGGCUCUCCAGAACAAGGGUGUCCAGAACGAAUUCAGGAAUCGCUUAGAGCAGACGAAGCUUGCAUUUUCCGAGCAAGGUUUCAAUGCUGAGCUCUACUACGAGAACAAAUCGAUGGCCAGAUAUGUGUCACUUGUACCCACCUCUGCCCACACCGGCGAGGGUAUCCCUGAUAUGUUGAAGCUCAUCAUCCAACUUACACAAGAGAGGAUGGUGGGAUCCUUGAUGUAUCUUUCCGAGGUUCAGGCUACCGUACUUGAGGUCAAGGCCAUUGAAGGUUUCGGUAUGACCAUCGAUGUCAUUCUAUCCAAUGGUAUCCUCCGAGAAGGCGAUCGAAUAGUUGUAUGUGGUGUGGAGGGUGCUAUUACUACAAACAUCCGUGCACUUCUGACGCCGGCUAUCAUGAAAGAAUUGCGGGUAAAAUCUCAAUAUGUACACAACAAAGAGGUCAAAGCCGCUAUGGGUGUGAAGAUCAGCGCGCCUGGUCUUGAAGGAGCCAUCGCUGGAUCUCGAUUGCUCGUGGUUGGGCCUGACGAUGACGAAGAAGAUCUGGAGGAAGAGGUCGAAUCAGAUCUUAACAAGCUCUUUAGCCGUGUUGCUACGACUGGCCGCGGUGUUAGUGUGCAAGCUUCGACAUUGGGUUCCCUCGAAGCUCUGCUUGACUUCUUGAAGGACUGCAAGAUCCCUGUAGCAAACGUUGGAAUCGGCCCUGUGUUCAAGCGAGACGUUGUUCAAUGCGCGACUAUGCUCGAAAAGAGCCCCGACUACGCGGUCAUGCUUUGCUUCGAUGUGAAAAUCGAUAAGGAAGCGCAAGCGCACGCCGACGAGAACGGAAUUAAGGUAUUCACAGCUGAUAUCAUCUAUCACCUUUUCGAUGCAUUCACGAAGCAUAUGGAAGAGCAGCUGGAGAAGAAGAAGGAAGAAUCUAAGAUGCUGGCGGUAUUCCCUUGCGUCCUCAACACCGUUGCCGUCUUCAACAAGACAGGUCCUAUCGUUGUUGGUGUUGAUGUGGUUGAUGGCAAUCUUAGGGUGAAUACCCCGAUUGCGGCCGUUAAACAGAAUCCUACAACCGGCCUCAAGGAGAUCAUCCAAUUAGGAAGAGUAACAUCAAUCGAGCGAGACCACAAGCAAAUCCCGGUUUGUAAGAAGGGUCAACCUUCGGUGGCCAUCAAGGUUGAAAUGGGUGGUCAUCAGCCUACGUAUGGACGACAACUCGAAGAAAAGGAUGUGCUGUAUAGUUUGAUUUCUAGGGCCAGCAUCGACACGCUAAAGGAAUUCUACCGAAAAGAAGUGACCAACGAGGAGUGGCAACUCAUCAUCAAGCUCAAGCCGUUAUUCGAUAUCAACUAAAGAGAAUGAACUGGAUAGUAUGGUUGAUGAGGGCACGGCAUCAGAUCGGCUUUUGUAUUUAACAAGAAUAGCUACCACUAAUGGGUAUUGGUAGUAGCAUGGCACUUUUUACCCAUUUCUUUCCUACCUGUACUUUCGCAACGCUGACGUGUAAGGGAGUGGCUACAAAAAUGGAUUUGGCAUGAAUAGGCUUGUUCUUCAUACGAAUUUCGUGUUCUAAAA
Messenger RNA from Annulohypoxylon maeteangense, 3811 nucleotides. RefSeq lists its product as uncharacterized. The record is from RefSeq and is a predicted model, not a curated record. Bases 398 to 3589 code for a protein of 1063 amino acids. The transcript is spliced from 4 exons. NCBI's taxonomy places the organism in Eukaryota, Fungi, Ascomycota, Sordariomycetes, Xylariales, Hypoxylaceae. Gene Ontology annotation, molecular function: translation initiation factor activity; GTP binding; GTPase activity.